This is a messenger RNA of Rhizophagus irregularis DAOM 181602=DAOM 197198, 1242 nucleotides long. RefSeq lists its product as uncharacterized. NCBI's taxonomy places the organism in Eukaryota, Fungi, Glomeromycota, Glomeromycetes, Glomerales, Glomeraceae. The record is from RefSeq and is a predicted model, not a curated record. Gene Ontology annotation, cellular component: membrane. Gene Ontology annotation, biological process: calcium ion transmembrane transport; intracellular calcium ion homeostasis. Gene Ontology annotation, molecular function: calcium:proton antiporter activity.
AUGGCAAAUAGGAAAUCAAACAAUAGUAAUUUUAGUAUAACAAAUGAAAGCCCAAAUAUUUCUUGGAUACCAUCAACUCCGGGUUUACGAGUAUCACAUACUUUUUCUAUAACUUCUACUUCAUUUCGAUUACUAGAAACGCAUUAUUUCUAUAUACUUACUCCAUGGAUAGCUUUAUUAUUAGUUUUUAUACCACUUGGAUACAUUGCUCAUGCAUUUAACUGGAAUGAUGCUUGGGUUUUCAUUCUAAACUUUUUGGCUAUAAUUCCAUUGGCCAUAAUAUUUGAAUAUGCAAUUGAUGACAUUAGCCUAAGAUUCGGUCAGACAAUUGGUGACUUGUUACUAGCAACCUUCAGUAAUACAGUAGAAAUAAUUAUUUCUAUAUCAGCACUUAAAGAUGGACAAAUACGAGUAGUUCAGGACUCGAUUCUUGGGUCAAUUAUUUUAAAUUUAUUAUUAAUUUUAGGAAUAAGUUUUACAAGAGUAGGAAUUUCUAGUAAAACACAAAAAUUUAAUCAAAUUGUCGCGCGAACAAGUUCAUCUUUAAUGACUUUGGCAUGUAUUGCUUUAAUAAUUCCCGCAGCUUUUGUUCAUUCUCUUGGUUCUAAUCAAAAUAAUCAUAACGAACAAUUAUCAUACUUAUCUUACGGAACAGCGAUGGUUUUAUUGAUAAUUUACAUUCUUUAUCUUGUGUUUCAAUUGAAAACUCAUUCGCAUAUAUUUCAAAGGCCACAUAAAGAAGAUAAAGAACCAAAACUACCUCUUGUUGUAUCAUUAAUAUUAUUAGCCACUGUGACUUGUGCUGUAGCAUUUUCUGAAUUUCUAGUUAGUUCAAUCGAAGGAAUUGUUCACACCUUUGGAAUAACCAAAGCCUUUAUAGGUUUAAUUAUAUUACCUAUCGUUAAUAAAGCUUCGGAGCUAUUACAAACUCUUAGUUCUGCAGCAGAUGAUGAAAUUGAUCUAGAUUUUGCUAUCAGUCUUGCCGCCGGUAGUUCUAUGCAUAUUGCAUUUUUUGUUUCACCAUUACUCGUUAUACUUGGAUGGGUAACGGGUCAAGAGAUGACAUUAUAUUUCAAAUCAUUUGAAACUAUUGUAUUAUUCAUUUCAGUUUUAAUGACAUAUUAUAUCAUUCAGAAUGGUGAAUCAAAUUGGUUAAAAGGUGUUUUAUUCCUAGCCACAUAUGUUAUCAUAGCAAUAGCUUUCUUUUUUUAUCCAGAUGAACCUUUAUCAUAUCAAAUGUAA